Molecule: messenger RNA, 401 nt
Organism: Ambispora leptoticha
Lineage: Eukaryota; Fungi; Glomeromycota; Glomeromycetes; Archaeosporales; Ambisporaceae
Source: the annotation of a GenBank genome assembly
CAGGCCCUUCUCAGCCCAAUCUGGACAUCACCCAACAGAAAAACCUUGUAGAUACUGAAAUGACUACUCCUAUUAUCAAAUUAGAAAAUACACAAACUGACAACAAAAUAGAAACUGACACAGCCUCAACUAUAUCUGCACAGCAAGAAAGUUCUAAUACACGUUCAUACAGCCAAGUAACUAAACAAAACCUGAUAAACAACACAAUGCAGAUAGACGAGGACCCAACUCAGAAAUGGUUAGAACACAUAUACAAAGAACUAACAAAAGAAAUCACACAGCCCUUUGAUGACAACACAUGGCACUAUGAUAAACUGAUUACUGACCAAAAGGCUCCCCUGAAACCCUCAAAAUAUUACAUCAACAUUUUACAGUCAAAACUAUACCAAACUCCAUUUUAG